GUGUCCCCAAACUCAGUUCUGUCUCCACAGCGCAUGAACACGUCAACCGAACCACAUGCACAUGAAACAGAGAACCCUAAUCCGAAAAUCACACACGCACCAAACAAAGUUCUCAUCACCUGAUGUAAAGAUUCACCGAUUCAGCACCUCGAGAUCACUCAAUCGUACUCGUCGGCAAUUGGGUUUUUUAGGGUUUCGUUUUAUUGGAUGGAAAAGGAAUGAGUGAACAGAGCGAGGAUAGGACAUACAGGCAUCUGCAUUUUCCGGCGACCAUCGUCGGAGGAUCUUUCGCCGCCGUUGCGAUUUGCCUCUCACUCUUCCUCAUUCUCCAGCAUCUCCGAUCUUACACCAACCCCUCUGAACAAAAAUGGGUCGUGGCCGUUUUAUUCAUGGUGCCCUUCUACGCCUCCGAAUCAAUAAUUUCGUUGUUGGAUCCGAAACUUUCUCUGGCGUGUGAUAUUCUGAGAAACUGCUAUGAAGCAUUCGCCUUGUACUCCUUCGGAAGCUACCUGGUCGCGUGUCUAGGUGGUGAAAAAAGAGUGGUUGACUUCCUCGAACACGAAUCAAGAAAACAGAAGGAACCAUUGUUAGAAAGAGUUAACGAGGACGAGAAAAAGCAUCACAGUCCGAUCCGGAAAUUCUUGUGUCAACCGUACAUCCUUGGAAGAGAGCUUUUUGUUAUCGAGAAGUUUGGUCUCGUCCAAUAUAUGAUCCUCAAGACCGUUUGCGCAUUCUUGGCAUUCUUGUUGGAGCUCUUCGGGGUAUAUGGUGACGGUGAAUUCCGAUGGUAUUAUGGAUAUCCGUACAUAACCGUGGUGAUAAACUUCAGCCAGAUGUGGGCGUUGUUUUGCCUUGUGCAGUUCUACAACGUGACCCACGAGCGCCUUCGGGAUAUAAAGCCGCUCGCCAAAUUCAUCAGCUUUAAGGCUAUCGUCUUCGCCACCUGGUGGCAAGGCGUCGGGAUUGCGUUGCUUUGUUACUACGGUUUACUUCCUAAGCAAGGAAAGUUCCAGGACGAGUUGCAGGAUUUUCUCAUAUGUAUUGAGCAGAUGGCAAUCGCAGCCGUGGCUCACAUCUUUGUAUUUCCCAUCGAGCCUUAUCGUUACAUAACGGCACCCAGGAAUGGCAUGGUCACUACCGAAACAAACAAAUCUAAAGUGACAGUAGAAGAACAUGGUAAGGAAACGCCGACUGUUCUCGAGGAAACGGAAAUUCAGGUGGAGACUCCGAGAACAAGCGUGAAAGAGAGUGUUCAGGACAUAGUUGUCGACGGUGGCCAUCAUGUUGUAAAGGAUGUGGUGCUGACAAUAAACCAAGCGAUGGGACCAGUGGAGAAGGGCAUGACGAAGAUCCAAGAGACGAUACAUCAGAGGCUUACGGAUUCGGACGGUAAAGAAGAAACAGAAGUCGCAGUCGAAGAAACUGGCACGGAAAACGUUUGAUGUCUGGUCAAAUGUUUCCGAGACAAUGAUAUCAUUCCUGUGUUGAAUUCCACACCGAAUAAAAGCCUCGGGGAAAUGAUCCUAUAGAAUGCCUCCAACCCGGGAUGGCACGGAAGCCGAGAGAAUACUUACGGUGAACCGUGACUCGUCUACCCGUGUUUUAAGUACCGAACCGUCAAUCUUGUGAAGAUACUGGCGUGAAAAUGGCGGUGGGCGAUCGAGAUGCAAAGUGUAAUCAGUUGCAGGAUCGGUGUCGUCGAGGGGGAGAGUCACUGACCAAUAGGACAGAACCGUGCUGGUUUCGGGGCAGUUUGAACUCUAUGCGGUUAAGCGGUCUAACAAACAAGUAAUAUAAGCCGGUUAUCGAAUCUCCGUGGAAACUGGUCAAUAAACCAUUUUUUUUAGCCUUGUCGGCUCGACUAGUAUUAGGUACCGGAAAGGUACCUGAAGGCUGGGCCAUCAGAACACGACAGCCUCCCUCGGGGGCAUAACGGCGUUCGAUCUCUCCUUAACUUUUCUUCUCAAAGAGUCUCUGGUAAAAGCUUAGGGUCUUCUCGUUCAGACAGGAAUCUGGUUUCAGAUUCAAGUAAAAACUUCAAUCAAAACACACAGAAUAUGCCAAAAUGCUUGUCACGAGCCAUUAAAAUUUGGUAGAACAGCUUUUGGGGGAAAGGAUGCUUCACAGUCAGCUCCAAAACCCCAGCCCACAGGAACCGAGAACGCAUGUAUGAAGAGUGGAAGAACAAAAAUAUAAAAACAGGGGAACCCCCGGACUCCGACGGAGACUUUCGACCGACGAAAACAACGAGACGAAAGACGGGGGGGAUGCAGCGUUUCGCUAAGGGUAGAUUAGUCUUUUUGCCUCGUUC
Messenger RNA from Tarenaya hassleriana, 2311 nucleotides. RefSeq names its product protein LAZ1 homolog 2. Lineage: Eukaryota; Viridiplantae; Streptophyta; Magnoliopsida; Brassicales; Cleomaceae. Gene Ontology annotation, molecular function: transporter activity. The record is from RefSeq and is a predicted model, not a curated record. Gene Ontology annotation, biological process: transport. The coding region runs from base 219 to 1442 and encodes 407 amino acids. The transcript has 9 exons.